Triticum dicoccoides is the source of this 2688-nucleotide messenger RNA. RefSeq lists its product as uncharacterized. The transcript has 2 exons. The record is from RefSeq and is a predicted model, not a curated record. NCBI's taxonomy places the organism in Eukaryota, Viridiplantae, Streptophyta, Magnoliopsida, Poales, Poaceae. The coding region runs from base 441 to 2564 and encodes 707 amino acids.
AUCAACUGUUGUUUAACACCAGAGGGGCUUUUAGCCCUCUUGACUCGAGUGGGCUGACUCUGACUGCAUGUUCUUGUGGUGUUCUGCAAAUCCUCUGGAAGAAGUACCUGAUCGCUGGUAUUGUGGUCUUACUGAGUCCAAUAGUAGUUGUACUUGGCCGGUUAUUGUCUGAGGUGACUCCAAGAGCUCUGGAACUAAACAAAUGGAAUAAGAUACGUCCUGCCGCAUCACUAUGGAGCCCAUUACUUGGAAUCGUAUUGCUAACUCCCUCUAUAUCAAAAGACCACUCGACGAUUCAAUGGGCAGUGUUCUGGGUACUACUUGUGGCAGUUUUCGUAACAACAAUAGGCAAUCUAAGCUUCACAGGAAUCAGUAAACUAGUGGACAGAGUUCUAGGUGGCAAAAAAGAAUUUUGGCGUCAAGUAAUUAUAAACUUUUGCAUGAUUGCUGCUAUAGGGAUGCAGGUCUACAUGUUUGAUGAACGACUGGUGAUGAUCAUAGUUGCUCUAGCGAUAGUAUCACUUCAUAACUUGCAGAUUCCAGCAGCACUUGUGCGGAUAGCUCUAGCAUUACUUCGGAUUAUACCAAUUAAUAAUGGUAAUUCUAGUUAUGGAAAACCCAGCAAACAAAACCUUCGACCGUCUCUAAGUAUCUUCUACGGGAUGGUGCUUGGACAAGGAAUAUUCUAUGCCAUGGCCUGCAUGUUCGAGUUCUUUUCUUUCAUCCCUCAAAAUUCCCUCUACCACCGUGUUGGAUUUAAAGGUAAGUGGGGAAUGGAAUCUGUCAAUAUGUAUUAUGCAUAUGCGUCAGAGAAAUGCAAGCAAGGGGGUGUUCUUGCUCCGAAGAAGAUCAGCCUCUGCACCUUUGCCAUGGAUUCUGUGAAGUCGGAUUCAUCCGAUAAUCAGCUCACCGGGAUACGAAUGAUGCACCACUUUCUGCAAAGUGAACCAACCAAGGCACAGCUCCUUUCAAAACUCGCCACUUCUACCAAGAUGAUGGCCAGAAUAAUCAGAAUGUUGGAUUGGGGGACAAGUCCAAAGAAUACAGAUAUCAGAUUAUAUGCUGCGAAGGUCGUGGCAGAACUUGCAAAGAACCUUCGUGUUGUCACUAUCCCUGGUACAAUGCAGCUUGUAUCUGCACUGCUUGACACUGAAAGUAGACUUAAAAGAGGAAAUCCACUCCUAGACACAGAUGAUGAACAGGAAGAAAGACACGAUCGAGUUCUCAAUACAGAAGAUGGACAAGAGGCAGCUGACAGCCAAUUGCAGAGACAAGGCCAACUUCUGGACACCGAAAAUAUGUUGGAAACACAAACCAGCUCAACUCAACAAGUUGGCAUCCACGAACAGAACUCCUGCGUGCUCAGAUGCUGGCAGCAGAUUUUAGAAUUCUGGUCAAUGCCCGAGGAGCUGCCGCCGAUAGACCACGAUCUUCUGCCUGUACUGGCCAUGUCAAUUAUACACAGUCUUGCUGGUUGUGACCAGGGCAACUGUGUGGAAAUCAGCAAAGCAGAUGACCUCAUCCCAAAGAUCACACGAUUCACAAGAUUCAAAAGUGACACAAUGAAUACUGAGGCACAACAGAAGAUCCUGGUGAAAUCAUCAUUGAAGGUGCUGCAAAGGCUUACAAGCAUAGGCGGGAAAAUCGGCAUCACACUGCGGUCCAAGAUAUCACAAGAUCCGUUCCUCUUUAGUAACCUUGCAGAGAUCUUGGGGAACAACAAGAGCAGCCAGGAAUCAAGAAAGUUGGUGGCCGGAAUCCUCAGAAACAUGGCCAUUGAUGAGAAAACAAGGCAGGAGAUUGGUCGCAACAAAAUUAUCAUCACCAAGCUGAUGCAGGCGUUUCUCAAUGCAGAAGGAACCACGAGUACCAAUCCUGAUCACUUGUCAAGGAAGGUCGCCGGGCAAGCACUGGCAAUGCUAACAAUACAAAGUGUUCAAAACUGCUUGGUUAUACUGAAGGAGCCAGAGUUCAUGAAGGAACUCAAAAUCUUGAUCCAUGAUAAACGGUACAUAUAUGUUGCGGCAAGCAUGUUGCGUAAUCUGUGCCUGCAUAGUGAAGCCGAGCUCAGAGACUCAGACCUGAAGGAGCUAUGUCAUACCUUACGAGAGGUGUGGGAAAGAAUAAUGGACGCGGAUGGGGCAGAACUAGAGAUCCUGAUUGGGCUUAGUUCACAGAUAUGUAAAGUGAAUCCUAAAGACUUCACCCGUGAACUGGACAAUGGUCAGAUUAAGCAGAGAUUUCUGAAGAGGCUUAUCGACACACUGAAUGAAAAUAUGAAACCUAGCAGUCAUUGUCCUGGGAUCAGGAGGAUGAUAGUUGAGCAAAUCAUACACUUGAUGGAGUGCAAUUCUAGUUAUGCAGAUUGCUUGAGUGAAUUCAGGAUGACGGAAGCAUUAUCAAUGGUAGAACAAACACUGUCAGAGGCUGAGGACUACAGGCUCUUCUUGGGUGAUGAAGGAUUUAUGAAGUACAACGUGCCUUUAUCCAAUUUUGUCGCCAUAGCAAAGAAAAUGUAUGUGUUGCGCUGUGUUAUGGCCCAGGCGCAGGAGAAUAGGGAUUAAGAGUUUAAGACUUUUAUAGUAGGGUUUUAGUCCCGUAGAAGGUUUCCCUACUGUAUCCAUGUCUAUUAAGAGUCCAAGUCUAUUAAGUUCCUUUUAAAGUUUCUUACCUACCAAGUCAUUGUAA